UUGGGAUGGAACCCGCCAUGCAUUGUCAGGAGCUGUCAUGAGGCAUGUAUCUCUGCUCCUGUUCUGCCGCCCUGUGUGCUCUCCCCCCUCCCUCACCUGCCUGAACCUGGAGCUGGGCAGAACUCUCGGCUCCUCCCGCACGCACCUGUGUCCCAUCAAGAUUCCUGCUCUCGCUCGUUCCUGCUCCUGCCUCUGCGCUCCAGCUCCGGUACAGUCCACCCCUCUGCCUUGCCUCCUGUCCCGUCUUGGUCUCUGGCUUGCUUCCCGUCUCCUGCCCUGUCUCCCGCUCUCUGGAUUACUCCUGUUGGGUCUUCCCUGGCCCUGGCCCUGGUCCCGUCGUGCUCCAGCCCUGGCUGUCUCCGUGCCCGCUCUGGACAUCCCUGCUUGGCUUGCCCUGGUCUCCUCCAGAUCCUGUCCUCGUUCUGGUCCUGGUUUCCCGUCCCUGCUCUGCACUACUCCUGCCUGGUCUGCCCCUCGCUCCCUGCUCCCGUGUGUGUUAAAUGAACUAUUAAAGACUGAAUUUCACCAUUUUGUAAAUAAACACUGUAAAUCUGCCCCGAGUCUGCACGUCUUUGAUCCUCCCAACCCCACCCGUUACGACAAAACGAUCUGGCCAAAAAAUGGACCAAGCGGACUCGGGACCAGAUCAGACGCUGCGCCAAGCUUUUUCUCACCAUGGAGUGAUUAUUGAGCAGCACGACCAGUCCAUCCGGACCCUUUUGGAUUAUAAGCAGAGUCUUACCCAACAAGUGUCCCAGCUUG
Periophthalmus magnuspinnatus is the source of this 762-nucleotide messenger RNA. RefSeq lists its product as uncharacterized. Bases 38 to 691 code for a protein of 217 amino acids. The transcript is spliced from 2 exons. The record is from RefSeq and is a predicted model, not a curated record. Lineage: Eukaryota; Metazoa; Chordata; Actinopteri; Gobiiformes; Gobiidae.